Molecule: messenger RNA, 2743 nt
Organism: Chiloscyllium plagiosum (whitespotted bambooshark)
Lineage: Eukaryota; Metazoa; Chordata; Chondrichthyes; Orectolobiformes; Hemiscylliidae
Source: RefSeq, a predicted model, not a curated record
UUCUUUGGUACUUUACACAGUGUGUGCCUUUUAUAAGUUUAGGGCCUUACUUGUGCAAAGCAUAAAGUUUAACUACUUAAAUGUGUUUUUCUUCUUUAUUGGCAGAAUGAAGUUUCUGUGUCCUGGAGGCCAUCAUCAGAAUAUUCCGGAAACUUAUACAAAGGUGAAGGGAUAAUUAAAGCUGCACCAAAGGAUGUCUGGGAGUGUCUAAAACCUGUGCCCGAAGGGCCAAGAGUGAAAUGGGACAAAAACGUAAAGUCAUUUGAGCUGAUUGAAAUGAUCAGUGAUGAUCUUUCUGGACAUCUUCAGACUGUGUCUGUCUGCAGGACUGUUACACCAUCAGCGGCUGUGGGCUUGAUCUCUCCGAGGGACUUUGUGGAUGUAAUUUUAAUCAAACAAUAUGAAAAUGGGACGAUAUCCUCAAAUGCUACUCAUGUGGAGCACCCUAACUGUCCCCCUAAACCUCACUAUGUGAGAGGGUUUAACCAUCCCUGUGGAUGUUUCUGUGCUCCCAUUGCAGGACUGUAGAUGUCGCUGGUAUGGCCUUCAUUGUCCUUGAGAAAGUUUAAUGAACUUCUGACCGCUUGAAAGAACUGCCAUUAAAGGGAUUCCAGGCUUUUGAUCCUCUGAUUUCGGGGAAGGAAACUAAUAUAGUAGUCAGAGGAUUAUGAAUCCAUGGAAUUCUUUACCAUAAGAGGGCUGUUGCAGUUGGUCAUUAUAUAUUCAAGACUGUUGUAGCUUUUCAGAAAACAUUCGAUAGGAUUUUAAAUAAAACCUUACCCAUAAGAGUGCAUAGAAUUGUAGUCAGCUGAUUAUGCUACCCCUGCCAAUGUGACCAGCAGCAAUGCUUUCCUCCUAUACCUCUCUAGAAAUGACAUGGAUGAACUUGCAAUUACAUUUGAUACUUAAUUUAGCUGAGAAUAAAAGGUUGCAAUGGAACUCACAAUGGUUGCAUUGAAGCUCACUGAGGGGAAGUGUAAAGUCCACCAGUUUGGAACUAAGAAAAUAUUCUCCAACAGUGAGAAACUCGGAACUGGGAACUCGAGCACCACAGCUGGCAUUUCUGUCUUUGCUGGAAGGCUCUAGGUUUGAGACCCAGCUGCAAGAUCUGCUGACUGCAAUAGAAGCCAGCAGUUGCCGACAGGCCAGCAUAUAUUACCACCAGUUCCCAAUCCAGGUAAAUAGGAGACAAUUAACUACCUGGUAAAGCUGAAGUUGCUUGCUGAGGUGAUGUGAUCAUCCAGUGUUUUGGUUCUCCAUGGAACAUAGGAAAAGCCACAAGAGAAAGCAAGAGAGAAAUGCUACACACUGGAAGAGUACAGAGAUUUACAUGUUCAAGAUAAAUCACUAAAAGCUUGGAAUGUGUCCAAAAAUUAAUUUGGAAAACAUUGAUUAUUGAACUACACUGUAAAGGGUUGAAAACUUUUAUACAACUUAACUGAGGUAAGAUUAGAGCUUUCAGCUAUGUUUUGUACUGGGCACUGCACCAUGACUUUAGUGGGGGUUCAGUACAGAUUCAUCAGAACGAUAAUGAGGCUGAACAUCAUUAAAUCAUAUGUUGCAUGGUCUUCCAUAUUCAAGACAAGACAAGAGAGGAUCCAACUGGAGUGAUUCAAAUGAUUAAAAGAAUUUGAUAGGGUAGAUAGCAACUAUUUUCUCUGGAGGGGGUGUUCUUGAGAGAUAGGAAUAAAGAUAGGCCAUUCAGCCCAUUCAAUCAGAGUGAGGCUGAUCAGAUAAUCCUCACCUCCCCUUAUCUCUCUUUCUGCUAUAACCCUUGAUUUAUUUACUGGUUAAAAAUCUGUCUAAUUCAACAUUGAAUAUAUAAUGGCCAACUGCAACAGUCCUCUUAUGGUAAAGAAUUCCAUGGAUUCAUAAUCCUCUGACAAAAGAAGUUCUUCCUCUGCCUGAAAUGUCUGCUCCCUUUCUCUGUGAUUAUACCCCCUUGGUCCUAGAGUGUCUCACAAGGUGAAACGUUUCCACAUCUGCGCUAUCAAGUUUUCAAGGAAUCUUACAAAUGGUUGUGUCCUCAAAACUAGAGCAGGCCAUCCAAUGGUGAUGUCACACACAAGAGCAGCGGAAAGCCAGCACAUUCUGUCAAAACACUUGUGAUUAAGUCAAUAGAAAGUUUCAGAUUUGAGAUAAAUGUUUCUCAAGCAUAUUAAAGGUUACAGAAUUGACAUGGAUAAAUGGAGAUUAAAAUGUGGUUGAUUAUCUUAUUUAACACCAGAACAGACAAGCUACUGAAUGAUGUACUGUUGUUCGUAUGAACCUUCUACAAUCCAGUGAAUGAGGAGAGCUAAACAAUGAUUCGACAAGGUUUAAACAGCUUCCCUUUAUUUUAAAAUUUUCAAUAACUAGUAAGUUGAUUGAUCUUUGGAUCUCUCACAGGUUCCAUUGAUAUUUUUAAAAUAUUUUAUGAUGGUUCCAGUGGAAUGGAUUGUAAGCUUUAUUUUUUCUGUCUUGGUUAUUGGUACAGAUAUCAGGGAAUAAUGAGGCUGCAUUUGAAUAAUGCCACACACCUUAUUGCUCUUCAAUCACAUAUAGGAUAGAAUUUUAUUUUGGGAAAGAUUGGGAGAAGAUCACAGCCCAAUGAUAGCCUUUGCUGCUGUAAUAUCUGUAUUUGCCUUCUGCAUUCUCAAGCUACCGAUUUUUAAUUUUCACCCAGGUUCGUAGUCUUAGAAUUUGUUUUCUACUGUUCAAGUCUAUUCUACACAAACAAGCAUUCUUAGCCACCAAACUAAUU